Messenger RNA from Cherax quadricarinatus, 5353 nucleotides. The record is from RefSeq and is a predicted model, not a curated record. NCBI's taxonomy places the organism in Eukaryota, Metazoa, Arthropoda, Malacostraca, Decapoda, Parastacidae.
AACUUCUUUCGGCUACACAAGUUGCGUCGCUUGGGCCUCAGUGACAAUGAAAUCUCGAGGAUUCCUCCUGACAUACAAAAUUUUGAGAACCUCGUGGAACUGGACGUUUCUAGAAAUGACAUUCCGGAUAUUCCCGACAACAUCAAAAACCUGAAGGCACUGCAGGUGGCAGACUUCAGCAGCAAUCCCAUCCCCAGACUUCCAGGCGGCUUCACUCAGCUAAAGAACCUGACCGUGCUGGGCCUCAACGACAUGUCCCUCACCAACCUACCCUACGACUUUGGCUGUUUGGUGAACCUACAGUCAUUGGAACUAAGAGAAAAUUUGCUCAAAGGUCUACCUGAAUCUGUCUCUCAGCUCACUAAAUUGGAGAGACUUGACAUUGGGGACAAUGACAUUGAAGAAUUGCCUCCACACAUAGGUGACUUGCCAGCGCUUCAGGAGUUGUGGCUUGAUCACAACCAGAUAUCUCACCUUCCUCCAGAGACAGGCCGCCUAAAGAACCUUUUGUGUCUUGAUGUCAGUGAAAACCGUUUGGAAGAUGUACCUGAGGGCCUUGCUGGACUUACAAGUCUCACUGAUCUUCAUCUAUCUCAGAACCUCAUAGAAAGCCUCCCUGAUGGCAUAGGAGCUCUCACCAAACUGACCAUCUUUAAAGUGGAUCAAAACCGUCUUAUGGUCUUAAAUCCUAAUAUUGGCAAGUGUGAGAACUUACAAGAACUUAUCCUGACAGAAAAUCUUUUGACAGAGUUGCCAGAGACGAUAGGAAACCUUGCUAAACUUACCAACCUCAAUGUUGAUCGUAAUAGAUUAAAUGAACUUCCAGCUCAAAUUGGUAAAUUGGUAAAUUUGGGUGUUUUAUCACUGCGAGACAAUCGACUCCAGUACAUUCCUCCUGAAACUGGCAACUGCUGUGAACUUCACGUCCUUGAUGUUUCAGGAAACCGGUUGCAGUAUUUGCCGCUGACCAUAACUGCUCUGAACCUUAAGGCUGUGUGGCUUAGUGAAAACCAGGCGCAACCUAUGCUUAAUUUCCAAACUGAGGUCGAUGAGGCUUCAGGUCAAGAAGUUCUUACAUGCUUCUUAUUACCUCAGCAAGAAUACCAACAUGAAAGUCUGGAGUACGCCUGUGGUAUGGCUGGUAGCGAGGGCAGGCUGUACCGCACUGGCGACCUGAGCACCGAUAAUUUGACCGCCAUCGGCCCCGCAGCAAGUGAAUGGGCCCCUGAGGAUGAUGAUAGCUGGGAUCCCAACGACCCAAAUGAAGAGUCUCGAGUUUCAGUCGUCAAGUUCCGGGAUGACGAUGACACUGAAGAGGGAAAAGAGAGUAACUUUGUGCGGCACAAUACUCCACAUCCGCGUGACCUGAAGGCUCGUGCAGAGAAACUCUUUAGUAAGAGUUCCAAAACAGCUGAUGGACCACUUGUAACAGCUGGAGAACUUAUGGAUAAAGGUGAAGUUUUUCGUCCUCAUCGAGCCCCUCCUUCACCACCCAUUCAAGGACAAGCAAAACAAGAAGUGAAGGAAGUUGCUGCAGAUGUAGAACUGCGACCCAAACAUCAACAGAUUGAUGGUGAGAAACAUGUGGGGUUCUCCUUGAAAAGUGGAAAUGCAGAAGCUGUGGAAGAAGUGACUGAGGACCAAGAGCGACCCAUUCGUCUGUACAGAAGAGACACGCCCCAUUACCUCAAGAAUAAGCGUAUAAGCCCGACUACAAAAAGUGCAGAUUUAGAAAAAGUUGUGUCUAUAAUUGCUCAGCCACUGCGAAGUGAAUUGCGCAGACAACAGGCAUUGCAACGUGCCGAGGGCAGUGAAGGAGAGAGUAAUCACGAUCACGCUGCCUCUGAAUCUGAUGCUGAAAAUCAUUCCAUUAUCUCGCUGGAUUAAGAGUUGGUGACAAGCUGUAUAUGGUCAAUGGACACGAUGUGGAAAUCUGUGACCAUUAUGAAGCAGUUAACAUUAUGCGUGAAGCAGGCUCUCAGCUAAGACUUGUGGUUUCCCGUGAAGUAACUAGAAUUGUUCCAGAAAAGAAAAAUUCUAAAGUUGAGCAGCCUGUCGGUAAUCAUGUUAUGGUUGAGGGAGUACAAAAUACCUGUGCUGCUAGUGGACUUUUACAAGAGAGUGAUGUAGAACAGACACCACCAACACAAAUAAUAGCCAACCAUGUGGGCAUGACUAUCAACUCUCAAAGUAAUACAACUACUCUAAAUGGAGAUCAUACAAGUAUAAAUGGAGAUGCUGAACUUGAUGGCGAAAUGGAGCACAAUGACAAAGAGAACUUCCCGACCCAGAUAUUGACGGAAACACUCUACACUACACUCAUGCGGGAUCAUAACGGUUUGGGCUUCAGCAUUGCAGGAGGGAGAGGAGCAGCACAGUUCAAAGAUGGUUCAGAUGCUAUCUAUAUAUCGAGAAUAACGGAAGGUGGAGCAGCUGCUAAGGAUGGAAAACUGCACAUUGGAGACAGAGUUAUAUCAAUCAAUGGUGUUGAUUUGGAGGGGGCUCGGCAUGAUCAGGCUGUGUCAAUGCUUACUGGACUGGAACGUUUUGUGCGUUUAGUAGUUCAUCGUGAAACAUUAGUGCCUCCUGGUCAGGGUACCAGUAACAAUUCUAAAACAUCUCCGCGAGUGUUUGGUGCACCUCGUCCUUAUACUGGCCUAUACAGUGCGGGCUCUUACAUGGCCAAUCGCCCAAGCUACACGGGUUAUAGACGUGCUCAGCCAGGUGGACGGUUAUCAGGCUCAAAUUUAACAGAGACCAACCAUAGUGCUCACAGUAGUCCUGUUGCGUCUCCUGCUACAACAACCAAACAACAGCAACAGCAGCAACUUAGUAGUCUUACAGAUCCAACAGCAUCACCAGCAGUCACCACUGGAGCAACCAUCCCAACUGGCACCACCCAGGUAGCCCCACAUCGACCCCUCACUAAUGAUGAUUUUCAGGCCAUGAUUCCAGAGCAUUUUCUUUAUGGUGGUCGGGGACAAGAUGAGGGUAACUCCUCUGUGCAUGUAACCGUCAACUUGCCAACGGAUCACACCCCCAUGGGUGUGGCUUUCCCACCUCCACCAACCAAGUUAGGAAAGGUCACAGAGACUAUCACCAAAUCUACCCUCACCGAGACAGUAGUAACACGGAUCACUGACAACAAGCUGGCCGCUGUGCCACUUGUGGUUGAGGAAGUUUCAUUAUAUAAAGAUGGAGGACCAUUAGGAUUAAGUAUUAUUGGAGGAUCAGACCAUUUCUGUGUUCCAUUUGGCAUCUCACCAGAGGACCCAGGAAUAUACAUAUCAAAAAUCACAGCAGGUGGAGCAGCCCACAAAACUGGAAAACUUCGGAUGGGUGAUCGUAUCUUAGCAGUCAAUGGUACUGACAUGACUGGAGCUUCACAUGAAGAGGCUGUUAUGGCACUUCUUAAUCCACCCAAUGAAAUCAUACUUUCAAUUCGACAUGAUCCACAGCCUAAAGGACUCCAGAUCCUUUCUGCGAGUCAAGAGCUUUCUGUCCAUGAGGUAAUCAUCAAAAAAUUAGUGGGCGAAAGACUGGGAAUGAACAUCAAGGGAGGUGUUCAAGGCUCUCCAGGCAACCCUUUAGACAAGUCUGAUGAGGGAGUAUUUAUAUCUAAAGUAAACUCCAGUGGGGCAGUUCACAGAGAUGGUAGAUUAAAGGUUGGUCAGAGAGUGUUGGAAGUAAAUGAACACUCUUUGUUGGGGAUUACUCAUGAAGAAGCUGUAAAUGUUAUGCGUACUGCAGGCUCCACCAUCAGACUAGUAGUAUGUGAUGGCUAUGACUACCAUCUAGUACAGCAGAUGAAGAAUGAGGGACGAUUGGGCCAUGAGUCUCGUAGUACCAGUCAAAGUGUUACUUCUCUUGACAAGGAGGAUCGUGGCAGUCACCCUACUCAACAUGAAGAUGUGUUCCCACUACCUGAAGAAGCACCAGUUGAAACCUCAAUAGAGCAAUCAAGUUGUACUGAGUCAUCAUCACAACAGUCUUCCCAAGCAUCACCCUCCCAGCCUCCACCAUCCCAACCUUCACAACCUCAACCAGUAUCCAGACCACACAAAAGUGAUCGGCUUCUCACACCUGAACCCAAUUGGGACAUAAGUUUGAACCUAAGAAGUAGCACCCCAGACACUGAUGAUGAUGUGAGUCGUGACAUUCCUCUUCCCCCACACCUCUCUGCGCCUGCCCUGUCUGAUACACCCAAGGAUAAAUCUGCACCAGAAAUUGUAAUGGAUGUUGUUAGAGUAGCAGAACAGCUUACGUCCCGCCCUGCAUCCCAGAAUUCUGCUGUAAUCCCUUCUUCACCACAUGAACGAAAAAACCCAGCAGAAAGUAAAACCACCACAGUUGUUUUGGGCAAGCAUACCUUAGCUCCACAGACUAGUACACCGAUCGCCUCAGCACGUGCCAGUACCAAUGGUGGUGAUCUGAGCCACACUGCAUCACCUGUUUCCCCUUCCUCUUCAUCUCACACCCCUACACCCCUCCCUAUCUGCGCUCUUGAAGGCUCAGCAGAAGACUUGGUGCAGUUACAAGCAUAUGGAUUGGGUCAUACUAACAAAAAAUUCAACAGGGUCAAGGUAGAAAAAUCCACUACCGAAAGCCCUAAAAAGAUGACAUUAAAAGAUAGAAUGAAGUUCUUUGAAGAGGAAAUGAAGAGGGAUAAAAUUGGGCCUCCUAAAGAGAACAAGAAGUUCUCUUUCCUGAGCCAGGAUGAAGUCGCCAAGAUGAAGGAAGAUGAAGAUCGACGAGUAGCAGGCAUGACAGCAGAAGAGCUAGCCAACCUUUCACGUUUAGAUGAUGUUGAGGAAAUGGCAGAUGACUUGGCACAGCAGUUUGGUGUGAACAGUGAAUAUGAUCACCGGAAGUACAACGACCAUGACCUUAAGGAAGGACUAAGAGAAACAAAUGAUAAAGAAGAAACAAAAAGAUCCAAUGGUGAAAGUGGAAUAAUUCGAACGGCAAAGGCAGAAAGAAGAGCACAGGCAAGGGAAGGACAAGUUAAGGAGGAGGAGGAAGAAGAGCAACUCUCUCCCGCAGACAAACGAAGAGCUGAGGCAGAAAAGAGAGCUGCCUGGAGGCAAGCCAGACUUAAAAGUCUUGAGAAUGAUGCAUUACAAGCACAGUAUGUCAUAGAGAAAUACUGCGAACUGUCUGACACAACAAAUGGUGGAGACUUGCCGAGAGACUUUAAUGACACUCUCUCUGACUGAUGCAGAGAAUGCUAAUUUAGAGCCAGAAAAAGUUUUCACUAGUAUAGAGAUGGAUGCAGGAGAACAAGAAACUAGAAUUACUGAUGAACAGUUUGUAAGUGAAGAUAAAGUGGAUGUUAACAGAGGGAAUGUUAAAC